This is a messenger RNA of Lichtheimia ornata, 1677 nucleotides long. RefSeq lists its product as uncharacterized. The record is from RefSeq and is a predicted model, not a curated record. Lineage: Eukaryota; Fungi; Mucoromycota; Mucoromycetes; Mucorales; Lichtheimiaceae. Gene Ontology annotation, molecular function: iron ion binding; L-ascorbic acid binding; peptidyl-proline dioxygenase activity. Gene Ontology annotation, cellular component: cytoplasm. Gene Ontology annotation, biological process: peptidyl-proline hydroxylation; regulation of translational termination. The coding region runs from base 1 to 1677 and encodes 558 amino acids. The transcript has 3 exons.
AUGUCACCCACAACAAACGAAGCUCGACGUCCUAGCGAGGAUGAUGUGGAGAGUGUUGCCAAGCGUCAAAAAACCACCGUCGACAUUGCCAGCAAAUUCCACACUGGCUUGCUUCAAGAUGCAUCGCGUGCAGAGAUCCGCAAGGCCUUUAUGGAAUCCAAGCCCUAUUUGCACUGCAAGAUUGAGACACUCAUGAAUGACGAUCUGCUACGUCGUGUACGCAAGGAGAUUUUUGAUAAUUUGCAUUUCACUUUGAAGGAGACCGAUAUUUACAAGGUGCAUCAAACCGGUGACUUGGCCAAUUUGGAUGGUCUUCCUUCAGAUGAACUUGAGAAGCUAUCUUCCUUGUUUGAGUUACGCAAUGCUAUCUAUUCUCAAGAGUUCCGCGACUUUAUUUCCUCUGUUACUGACUCUGGACCCUUGUCUGGAAGCAAGAUGGAUAUGAGCAUCAACAAUUACAAGGAGGGAUGUCACUUGCUCAAUCACGACGAUGUCAUUGGUACACGACGUGUAUCCUACAUUUUAUACUUGACAGACCCUGAUGAUCCAUGGCAACCGGAGAAUGGUGGUGCAUUGGAAUUGUAUCCUGUGGUGGAAAAGGGUACCCCUGCUGUUGAGCCUACCGUCAUUAUUCCUCCUCAAUGGAACCAAUUUGUCAUGUUUACGGUCCAACCUGGUCAUUCAUUCCAUUCUGUCGAAGAAGUGGUUCCUGUUGGCAAGCCAAGAUUAAGUAUUUCUGGAUGGUUUCAUAUUCCUCAACCUGGUGAGGUUGGUUAUGAAGCGGAUCGUGAAGCGGGUGAAGCAAAAUCAUCCUUGGAGCAAUUGUCAGAGGCCGAUUCAAGUGCCAACUUUAUGCGAUAUCCAUCCGCUGAAGUGGAAGAAGAGGGAUUGACAGAGGAAACGAUUCGUGAUUUGGCAACAUGGAUGAACCCACAAUAUCUCGACAUGAAAGUACUUGAACAAUUACGUGAUCGUUUCUUGGAUGAGUCCGCUGUGCAAUGCAAGGAGAUUCUUAGCAAGGAAUUGUAUGCAAAGAUCAAGGAAGCUACUACCAAGGCGGAUGCUGAACAAUUCACUCCUUGUAAAAUGGCUGCUCACGGCACUGGCAAAGGUGAAGGAUGGGUUGUUCACGGUGCACCUCAUCGAUGCCGAUUCCUCGAAGUGGAUUCCAAGGCUGAAAAUAAGAACAACACUGCUGAACUAUUCGCUGAUCUAAAGAGCAAGUUUGAAAGUGAGGCAUUUCGACAAUGGCUUGCUGUGGUGGGUCAAGUGAAACCUCAAGGUUGUCGAGGAGCAGGUCGUCGAUUCAGGCCUGGACAUGAUUAUACAUUGGCUACUACCAACACGCGCGGUCAAGCUGUAUUGGAUGUGACAUUAUCCUUGACAUCGUCAUCAGAAGAGGCCUGGGAAUCGGGUGAAUGUGGUGGAUACGAAUGUUAUAUGGCACCCCAUGAUGAAGAUGAGGAUCCUGCAACAUACAAGGCCGCCGAUGAAGACGGUGCCUUGUUGACACUUACUGCCGGUGCAAACGAAUUAUCACUUGUAUUACGAGAUGAAGGUGUUAUGCGAUUCAUCAAGUAUAUCAGUGCACGUGCCCCUGGAUCAAGAUGGGAUGUUGCUUUUGAAUACGAUUUGCCAGAGGAAGAAGAUGAUGAUGAAGAAGAACAAGAAGAGUAA